GUUAUAUGAAUUGUAUUUCAAUUGAUAGAUGGAGAUGUCAAACUGUUUAUUUCUUUUUGACAGCUGUAGUCAAAGUAAUUUUUAAAGAUAAUUUUGUUUAAAAAAAGGCCAAUAUGUUGAGCCAAAGAAUUGCCUGGAAUGUUUUUCGAUUGAAACAAACAAUCAGUUAUGUGUCGAGGCCAUUUUCAUCAUUAUCGCAAACACAUAUGAAAUUAUCAUUGAAUCAUUCACGACUGAAGCAGAUAAACGCUGUUGGCUACUCAACCAACAAUAAUCACCAGCCACUUGAUGGUUCAAAAUAUGAACGAAAAUUGCCCAAAUUAGUGGACGAUAAAAUUGUGAUAGCCCCAUCAUUUUUCCCAUAUUUUUUGGUCAAUCGAAAUGCACGCAAGAUCAAAAACUCAUUAGAUUCAGAAUUUUCUCUGGACGACUUCAAAGCUGGAAGCAUGAAGGCCAUCGAAAUUAUUUCAGAUAAGUUGGCAUCAGCUGAUUUUGAUGGGUUGCACGGUUUGGUGACAGAUGAAGUCAUUGAUAGGCUACGACAUGUAAUUGUCACAAUGACCGACGAACAACGUUCCCGACUUCGGGUUAAAAUGAAUGAUAUCCCACAAUUUUUAGUGUCUUCCAUAGAGAUAAAAGAAAAGAAUGAUAGCACAUGUGUUGAUAUUUCACUAAUAUGCAAAGCGGUUUUAACGGCCGAUUUGGAUAUUGACGCCAGCUCAAAAGAUUUUACAAUUUCGCAUUUCCACAUUCGAUACAUGUUGAACUAUACAUUCACCAAAGAAUUUUCACCAAAUUCAAAUGACGACUGGAUAGUAUCGUUUAUCAAUCAUGCAAAUAUGCUGGAUGAACUUCAAACGAGACAACAGAAUUAAAUUAUCU
Contarinia nasturtii (swede midge) is the source of this 882-nucleotide messenger RNA. RefSeq lists its product as uncharacterized. Lineage: Eukaryota; Metazoa; Arthropoda; Insecta; Diptera; Cecidomyiidae. Gene Ontology annotation, cellular component: mitochondrial inner membrane. Gene Ontology annotation, biological process: inner mitochondrial membrane organization; protein insertion into mitochondrial inner membrane from matrix. The record is from RefSeq and is a predicted model, not a curated record. The transcript has 3 exons. The coding region runs from base 114 to 875 and encodes 253 amino acids. Gene Ontology annotation, molecular function: ribosome binding.